Aegilops tauschii subsp. strangulata is the source of this 1348-nucleotide messenger RNA. Its product is annotated as tricetin 3',4',5'-O-trimethyltransferase. The record is from RefSeq and is a predicted model, not a curated record. NCBI's taxonomy places the organism in Eukaryota, Viridiplantae, Streptophyta, Magnoliopsida, Poales, Poaceae. Gene Ontology annotation, molecular function: O-methyltransferase activity; protein dimerization activity.
CCGUCCUCCCUCCAAAGUAGGUCAUCGCUCAGUCGCUCGCUCACACUCAACGCACGUACCCGCAGCUCGGCUCCGGAGAGGCAGAAGCUAGCAGAGAUGGGCUCCAUCGCCGCCGGCGCCGAUGAGGAUGCGUGCAUGUACGCUCUCCAGCUCGUCUCGUCGUCCAUCCUCCCGAUGACGCUGAAGAACGCCAUCGAGCUGGGACUCCUCGAGACUCUGAUGUCUGCCGGCGGCAAGUUCUUGACUCCCGCCGAGGUGGCUGCCAAGCUCCCAUCCGCAGCGAAUCCGGAAGCGCCGGACAUGGUGGACCGUAUGCUCCGUCUGCUGGCCUCGUACAACGUGGUGUCGUGCAGGACGGAGGAGGGCAAGGACGGCCGUCUCUCCAGGCGGUAUGGUGCUGCGCCCGUGUGCAAGUACCUCACCCCCAACGAGGACGGCGUCUCGAUGUCAGCGCUCGCGCUCAUGAACCAGGACAAGGUCCUCAUGGAGAGCUGGUACUAUCUCAAGGAUGCGGUCCUCGACGGUGGCAUCCCAUUCAACAAGGCAUACGGGAUGUCGGCGUUCGAGUACCACGGCACGGACCCGCGCUUCAACCGCGUCUUCAACGAAGGGAUGAAGAACCAUUCCAUCAUCAUCACCAAGAAGCUCCUCGAACUCUACAAGGGCUUCGAGGGCCUCAACACCCUCGUCGACGUGGGCGGGGGCGUCGGCGCCACCGUGGCCGCCAUCACCGCUCACUACCCCGCCAUCAAGGGCAUCAACUUCGACCUUCCCCACGUCAUCUCCGAGGCGCCGCCGUUCCCCGGUGUCACCCACGUCGGCGGCGACAUGUUCCAGAAGGUGCCCUCGGGUGACGCCAUCCUCAUGAAGUGGAUCCUCCACGACUGGAGCGACGAGCACUGCGCUAAGCUGCUCAAGAACUGCUACGACGCCUUGCCGGCGCACGGCAAGGUGGUGCUCGUGGAGUGCAUCCUGCCGGUGAACCCGGAAGCCACGCCUAAGGCGCAGGGAGUGUUCCAUGUCGAUAUGAUCAUGCUCGCGCACAACCCGGGUGGCAGGGAGAGGUACGAGAGGGAGUUCGAGGCCCUGGCCAAGGGCGCCGGGUUCGCCGCCAUGAAGACCACUUACAUCUACGCCAAUGCAUGGGCCAUCGAGUUCACUAAGUAGAUGAUGAAUGACAACGUCCACCCAUCUGAUGCAUCCACCUGCAUGUGUACUUUCUCUUGGUUUUUCCUUAAUUUUGUCAUUCUCUGAGUCAUUCUAAAUUCUAAUGUUUGCGUCGUCCAUUCAUUCGAAAUGUACUACCAUUAAUAAUGUUAAUUGCUCUUAAUGGUUGUGUGUAUUAAAA